Messenger RNA from Penicillium daleae, 1011 nucleotides. RefSeq names its product phosphatase PAP2 family protein. NCBI's taxonomy places the organism in Eukaryota, Fungi, Ascomycota, Eurotiomycetes, Eurotiales, Aspergillaceae. Gene Ontology annotation, cellular component: inositol phosphoceramide synthase complex. Bases 1 to 1011 code for a protein of 336 amino acids. Gene Ontology annotation, molecular function: inositol phosphoceramide synthase activity. The record is from RefSeq and is a predicted model, not a curated record. Gene Ontology annotation, biological process: inositol phosphoceramide metabolic process; sphingolipid biosynthetic process. The transcript is spliced from 3 exons.
AUGAGCAACCUGAAAAACAUCCUCGAGCCUAGUGCGAUCGCGGGGAUAUUCACACUAGGAGCGUGGAUCAACCGGCGUGCCGAUCGUUAUGAUCGUGUGCAUGAUCCUUCGCGCACACCACUACUGCACGAGGAUGAAUCUGAGCGAGAACAGGAUACUUAUGGCGAACCCGGAGAAGCUGUAGUUGCCGAGACAGCCAGACUAAAACCUCAACUGAGAUUUCAUUCCCGCUGGCUGGCGCGGUACCCAUUCCUUCUCGAGAUCUGGUACUGGCUGCUUAUUUACUGGAUAUAUCAAGGCGCGCGAGCCGUCUCCGCACGAGUCAUCGCUAACAACAAACCUAUCUUCCAAAAAGCCGAGCACCAUGCCAUCCUUCUCCUCUCCCUUGAGCACUACCUCCACAUCGAUAUUGAACUCUCCGCCCAGCAAUUCAUUCUUACCAAAUCACCCCGACUGAUCGGUAUUCUCGCCAGCAUUUACUACUCCCACAUCAUCGUCGGCGUUGCCUUCUACGUCUACAGCUACACAUACCUCCCACGCAACCGGUAUCAAGCCUUCCGACGCACCCUAGCCCUAACAAACGCUAUCGCGUUCGUAAUCUUAUCGCUCUGGCGAUGCAUGCCCCCGCGUCUCCUCCCUUCAGACUACGGUUUCAUCGAUGUGCUGCACGGCGAGAACUCGGGGUCGGCGUGGACGCGAAACAAAUUCCAAUUAACCAUUGCGGCGAUGCCUUCGCUGCACUUUGGUAACUCGGCGUUUCUUGCGUUUUGUCUUGUGGUAUACAGUCCGCACGGGUUUCUGCGAGUCGUUGCUCCGCUUUGGCCAGUGGUGAUGGGAGUGACGGUGGUUGCGACUGCGAAUCAUUUCGUUCUCGAUAUGGUGGUUGGUAUUGUGCUUAUUGCUAGUGCUUAUUAUUUAAAUCGGGUUCUGUUGGUUCUCUUGCCAGUUGAGAGGGUGUUGUUUCGGUUGAUAGGGUUGGAGAAGCCUCGGAAUGCGUUUGAUGGUAAGUAG